Messenger RNA from Magnolia sinica, 1114 nucleotides. RefSeq names its product probable calcium-binding protein CML44. The coding region runs from base 283 to 786 and encodes 167 amino acids. The record is from RefSeq and is a predicted model, not a curated record. Lineage: Eukaryota; Viridiplantae; Streptophyta; Magnoliopsida; Magnoliales; Magnoliaceae. The transcript has a single exon. Gene Ontology annotation, molecular function: calcium ion binding.
UGGGAUGAACUGAAACCAAAAAAUAGUAGCUUGAUAGUAAACUUUUGUAGCCACACGAAUGUUUCAACGGUGGGGGUUCAAUCUCCACUUUUCCCUGUCGUGUGACCCACUCGAGUUUUGGGUCUGGCUCAUUUUUUGGCUCAUGUCCUAUCAUGAUCUGGAAAAACGGAUGAACAGGGUAGAUUUCUCAAAAACGUCUAAGGUGGACCUCACCUAGCUUCUGACUUCAGGAACUUUGUGCGAUCGGGGUCGCAGGGAAUCCGGGUCCGAGGAACCAAUCUCAUGUAUCUAUAUAUACACGAGCAUGUUCUGCACCCAUACCCAUUGCUCGAAACAAUGUCCGCUCUUCAUUCAUCUGAUCUACAUAGGAUCUUCCUGACCCUUGAUCACGAUGGUGAUGGCCAUGUGGACGUCUGGGAGCUGAGCUGGUUACUCCACAAGGUCGGAGUCUCGACCGGCUUAGAUGAACUUGAAUCGACCAUCGGCCGCACCAGCUUGAACUUGCAACAGUUCAUCUUCUUCUACGAGUCCAUAUCAACACGAGAGAGUUGCAGCAACGACAACAAUGACGAUGAGACCGAUCUCAUCGAGGCGUUCAAGGUGUUCGACCAGAACAAUGAUGGAUUCAUCACGAGCAGUGAGUUGCAGAACGUUCUCGCCAGCCUCGGGCUGUUGGAGGAGACGAGUAGCGAUUGCACGAGGAUGAUCAGCGAGUUCGAUAUGAACUCAGAUGGGCAGCUCGACUUCAAUGAAUUCAAGAACAUGAUGUUACUCACAAUAAGUUGAGAUUCUGAGAAAUGGGUGAUAGAUUUGAAUGUUUAUAAGUGAAUUUGAUUCUUCUUUAAUGGCCUAAUUAACAAUUGAACUCUUGUUAAUGAGUUGUAGAGUUUCUCUUUCCUAGUUGAAGUAGGAUUGAGGCCAUUACAUGACUUUCAAAUCCUCAAGAAGCAUCUAAAUCAUGUGCCAACUUUAAGAAAGUACCUUGAAUUAGCCGGUCUCCGAUGCAUUAUGGGAUUCUGUGGAGAAGCCAUUAUCUAUCUGAAAUGUAUUAUGGAGUUGAUUAACUUCAAUUAGGUGUUUCUCCAUAAUAGAAUAUAAUUCUGUUGUUACCCCA